Acanthaster planci (crown-of-thorns starfish) is the source of this 7897-nucleotide messenger RNA. RefSeq names its product PHD and ring finger domains 1 (gene phrf1). NCBI's taxonomy places the organism in Eukaryota, Metazoa, Echinodermata, Asteroidea, Valvatida, Acanthasteridae. The record is from RefSeq and is a predicted model, not a curated record.
ACAAUGAUGCAUCAUGGGUAAUUAUUCCCUGAAAAUGGCGAUCUUGUAAUGUCUCAGAUUUACGAAGGAUCGAAAACGCGGUGAAAUUCGUCUAUUAACUACGUGUCCUGCAUUGAAAAAGAUACUGCUAUUACUGAGUAUUAGUGGGGUAAACGUUUUUGGUAGUUCACUAGAGUUUGGGCUCUUUCUUGAAGAUCUAAGAAGGUUUCUCAAGGCUGCAAACCUUAUGAAGCAACUAGACAGUGGAGAUUUUUGUAGUUUCGCAGAAUGGAGCAAGAAGGAAAAUUAGAGGAACAUCUGCAAGCUUCUACAGAAGAAUUGAUUGAGUUUCAGGGAGAGAGGGUGGGGCCUGAUGGAUCAGAAGCAGCGGUUGCAAGUCCAGAAGAUGAAAAGAUGAUUAGAGCAGACGGUGAUGAUGACGAUGGAGGGGAUGGAGAAGAGGAAGGGGCGGAGACUGAUGACAGUGGGGAGGAGGAUGAAGAUGAUGUUGAAGACGACGAAUAUGACGAAGAAGAUGAUGAUGCUGAAGAGGGUGAUGAGCAAGACGAAGAUGAAGAAAUGGAAGAGGAUUUGGGAGAUGAAGAUGAGGACAUUGAAGAAGACGAGGAGGAAUGGGAGAAUGUUGAUGGGAUGGAGAAAUGUCCUGUUUGUCUGGAUGUCUUCUGGGACAAAGAAGUUGGAUCUCCAGAGAGCUGUGAUCAUAUUUUUUGCUUGGAUUGCAUCUUGGAAUGGAGUAGGAACAUCAACACAUGUCCAGUCGAUAGGAGUUUAUUUCGAUCCAUCCUGGUCCGUCACUCCCUCCAUGGAGAAGUGGUUAGAAGGAUUGAAGUUGAUGAGAAGAAACCAGAGGAGCAAGAUGAGGAUGAUGCCACAUAUUGUGAGGUUUGUGGACGCUGUGAUAGGGAGGAUCGGUUGCUUCUUUGUGAUGGCUGUGAUGCCGGCUAUCAUUGUGAAUGCCUUGACCCACCACUUGUACACAUCCCCAUCGAAGAAUGGUAUUGCCCAGAGUGUGUAGCUCAAAACAGGCAUCAAGAAGAUGAUGGUAGCGAGGAAGAACCCGAAGUAACUGAACUUCGCACCUUACAGACUACUCAGCACGUGGGUGAACGCUCAACAACUCUUCGACGACGUCAUGUGACCCCCGCCAGAGCUAUUGCGCGGACUCAUGUCAGUGAACGCGUCCGAGCAAGGAUUACCCGGGCAAGAGCUGCUGAGCGCGAAGUUGAACAGCGUUUAUCUGGAACCAGCAGCACAGCUAGGAGAAAACCUGUUAAGCAUAAGACGACCAAGAAACGCAAGGCUGUUAAGAAACAAACCACAAAAAAGAGGAAGGUAUCGUCAAAGACGACUACGUCAUCUGGGAAGAUAAAAAGAAAACGGAAAAUAAAGAAAAAGAAAAAACGAUCCAAGAUUAAGAAACGUGUAACCAAGGCUGCGGUUCCAAAGACAAUCCGUGGAAGGAUUGCUGAUAGGUUGAUGCUAGUCAAGCCUCGCACUGGAAGCAUGAUGCCUGAAGUAAAGGUCAAAGGUCAACAGACACUAGGAAUCCGGAGGAGCGAGAUUGGAGCAGCAACGUUGAUGAUCACUGGUAGUGAUAACCUACUUGACAUCAGUGAGACAGCAUCCACAGGUACAUCUGAAGCAGCUACAAGUAGCGUACGCACUCCCCAAUUUGUUUCCUCUUCAUCAACCUCCGAUCUUCUUGGAAGUAUCAUUUCUGGUCAAGACAUGCUGCAUAUGUCAAGCAAAGAUGUCACCAUUAACAGGGAUGGAUCUUUAACCAAGAUUGGUCAUGACAAAGAAUCAAAGUCAAGAAAGCACUCGCCCUACCAAGACAAAGGACAAAACCCUGGAGAUAAAACAAGUCCAAAACAAAGCAGUACUUCCCCCGAUGACCAUAAGAGGAAAGAAAGCCGAGAUCAAGUGCUUCAGUCCGCCAAGGAUGGAGAGAAACGUACGCGAUUCCAGGCAGAGCUGGAGGAGGAUCGUGAGAGAAAUGUGACCCUUGAGAAAGCUAAGGAGGAUAGUGAAAUUUGGAGGGAAGUUACAGGAACAGGUCAAGGUAGAACACAUGAGGAGAAAUAUCUUGAGGGAAGGGGAAAGAAUCGAAUGGCUGAAAGGAGACAUUCCAAGAAGAAUCUGGAUUCAGAAAUGAAAAGUGAUGAAGAUUCUGGUGAUGAAGAUAGUGGAGAGGUGGAAGAAGUGGAAGAAGAAAUGGAAGAUCAAGAUGAGAUGUAUGGUGGGUGUUUUCUCCUUGGGCAAGCAGAUGUGGAGAAAGUUCCCAGAAAACAUGAUGGAUCCAUAACCUGCCGAGUGUCGAGCAGCAGCUUUGAGGAGUCCCCGUCUGAAGAAGAAGGUGCUUUACAUGGGAUAAAAUCUUCCAAGAGGUCUUCUGGAAAGGAGGGAGUUAUCAAAGAUCCUCAGAAAUCAAAGCAUCAAGAUCGUAAGAGCUUGAAGGCCAGAGGAGAUGAGGCUAGAAAGGGAUCUGGAAGAUCAAGGCGGAAAUCAUCAUUGGAAGAGGGUCUGAUUGAUGAAGAUGAAGAGGGGAUGCAGCCUAAGAGGAGAUACUCACUUUCUGAGGAGGAAGGCUUGAUUGAAGAUGAGCAAGAUUUUAAGAUGAGAGUUGAGAAACAGCGCCAGACUUCACUUUCAGAUGAGGAAGGACUAAUUGCAGAUGAUGAGGACGGAAGUAAAUCAAAACUGUCCAAGGAAAUGAGGAAACAGGAAAGCAGUCGAGGACGUGCUGGACAUUCAUCAGCAGAAGAAGGAGAAGUCAAAACUGAUGAGGAGGACGGUCCUAGUAGUUCUCGGAAAAAAAGAAAACAUGAACGCAGACGUGAGCGGAAUAGGAAGGACACUCGCACUGUAGUUAUCGAUUCAGAGAUGUCAUUAACAAUUCCAAAGAGACCACUGGUGGAAAUUCAGAGAGAGAAGAUGAAGGCCAACCCUAGAAGCUCAGAUCCGCCCUUAUUAAGAGAUAGGGAGUUUGAUCGUCCUGGGGAACGGGGUGUAUUUAGUGAUCUCAGACAUGUCAUUCAAGUAAAGAGAGAUGUUCCAUUUAAGAGACCAAGUCGCUAUGAGGCUUAUUGGACAGAACUAGAAAGACGAAGGGCCAUGGAAGCCCAGUUGGCAGAGAAAUCAGUAGCAUGGGAACGGCAUGGAGACUACGAGAGACCAUACCUGUAUGAGGAGGAUUGGAACAGGAUGAUGCUAGAACGCAAACCUCUGGAACAUCAGUGGGAGAAUUUUACCAUCCAUCGAGAGAGGUCACCUACAAAUUGGAGAAAAGAGCGGGAUGUGUUAGAGGGAAGGGUUGAGACAGAGAGGCGGAUUGAGAUGCCUCAACAGUUGGACCUUGAAAGGAGGUUUGAAACAAAAAGAAGAGAAGGGUCAGAGCAGAAGAUGACAUCUGAUCGGAGGUUGCCUGAACAAAAGAUGGAAGCUAAGAAAAAUCCAGAACGGGAAAAGAAAUCAGAUUCAUCCCGAAUCAGCUCCAAAAAGGUGGAAGCAGACAAAGAAAGAAGUGAUCAAAGGAAAGUUUCAGACUCCAAAAGAGAAGAAAGACAAAAGAGUGAUGUUGAAAGUAAGACAACGCACAAAGGAGAUGGUAAUCGGAGACACAAUCCUAAUCCAGGAAGUAAGAAUGCUCGACAGAAAUCUGAAGAUGGUAAGAGAGAAUCUAAUCCUAAGGGUGAUGCCGGGCUUUCCGAGGAGGAUCAUCGUCCACAUAAGAAAAACAGAGAGAGGCAGGAGAAGGGAAAACACAAGAGUAUUACAGGCACAAAGAAACACAAGGAAGGAAGCAAAUCAGACUCGCAUAGUAAACAGGCAGAGUCUUUGAAAUCUUCAGGCAACAGGGAUAAGGAUUCACAUAAGGACAGACACAGAACCUCAAAGCAAAAAUCAGAGACAGAUUCUUCCAAAGGUAGACAUGAGAAGGAGUCCUUACGUGGAGGAGGCAGAGAACAUUCUAAAGAACACUCACAUGAGAAGGAUAGGUUGGAGAAGCAUGAUCGGUCAUCAUCCAGGGGUAAGGAUCGCUCCAUGGCUGAGAAUAAACACCCUGCACAGAAACACAAGCAGUGUUCUGAAUCUCACAGCAAGGAAUGCUCGACCUCACAAGGCCGGUCUGACCGCUCUAGCAAACAUUCACAGGAUGGACAUGUCCACGAAUGGAUGGAAGCUCACAGAAACACCAGUGACAGCGUGAAUUCUGAUAGACACAAACGAGAAAGUGGUAAAAAAGCAGACCAUGCCUCUGCCUCACAUGAAAAAGAAAAGAAUCUCUCUAAAGAUGGCAAUAAAAGCAAAGAAACAGGAAGAUUGGAGAAAACUAACAUCCAGCAAGCAACGAGCACGAGCGACCAACAGAUACCUGCCCAGGCGAAGUCAACCAAACGUAGUAUCAGGCGGGCAUGGAGCCCAAGUACAUCACACACGGGAGAAACAGAGGAUGAAUAUGAAACAAGUCAGCUAUCUUCCAAGCAGCUGCCUAUCACAGUGCCUGCCACAGAAAUGGUUUCUGAUAAACCAGUGCUUGAAAAAGUGAAGAAGAAAAAGAAGGAUAAAACCAAGAAAAUGAAAAAUAAAUCCGGGGAAAAGGAAAAAGAUGGCAUAAAAGGCAAGAAGGUGAAAAAGACGAAAGGUAAGGGUAAGAAGCAGAAGGUUGUUGAGCCAGAAAUUACUGAAACUGCUAAAGUUGUCACAGAAGAAGUGAAAGAUGAUCAACCACCGGAGCAGGAACUUGAACUACCCACAGAACAUCCAGAAGAGUCUGAGGAAACACCCCCUGAAAUCACUGAGAGCAAAAGACCUGCGCCAUCUCCCAUUAGAGCAGAACCUGCUAAGAAAGCUAGAAUAGAAGAAACCCCCCAAGACACACCAGCAGAUAUCCAAAACAAGACAGAAAAUGAAAAUGAUGCAAAGGAUGAAGAUUCUUCAUCUGAUGUUGAAAUGGUCAUUGGGCCGGUGAAGAACAUUUAUGAUGAAAUUAUUGAUUUGAGUCAAAUUUCUUCCGAUGAGGAAACUUUUCCGCAAAUGGCAACCUCUUCAAAGCAAGGAAAAGACAAUACUCUAUAUGAUCCAUUUGAACCAACAGCAUCUCCUGAAACUAUAAGUUCUCCAGAUGUUUCUGAAAAAACAGUUAGUGUGAGACACUCUAGGAGGUCAAGGGAAAGAAGUCCUUCCCUUGAGAGGAGAAGUAAAAGAAGCCCUCAGCCAAGAUCAUCUCCUAGGCGACGAUCAAGCCCUCACAGACAAAGAAGUGUGUCUCCAAGGAGGAGAAGUCCACCGCGACAAAAGGGCCAAUCCAAAGACCAUGGGUAUUCCUCAAGAAAACAAAGUAUUACUCCACCUCGUAAAAGUCUCCAAAAGCAUAGAAGUCCAAGUCCGAGACGAAAUGCCUCUGUUCAUAAACGUACUCAUUCACCAAGGAGGAGUCCAUCACGGUCUCGAAGGAGGUCUCCUAAAAGGCAUCUCUCCCCUCGAAAGCGGAGUUUGUCUCCAAGAGAGCAGAGCAGUGCUAAGAGAAGGAAAGCAGAACCACAAAGAAGACAUAGCAUAUCUCCAAGAAGAAAUAUGUCACCCAGAAGACGGAAAGCCUCUCCAAAGAAAAGCAUCUCACCACGGAGAAGACAGAUAUCUCCACGGAGACGAAGCAGGUCACCAAGAAAAAGGAGCUCAUCACCAAGACGUAGACCUCCUCCAAAGAGAAGAUCUGUUUCUCCCAGAAAACGAAGCAUCCCGCUGAGGAGGCGAAGCAUUUCUCCAAGACGGCGGAGUGCCUCCCCCAAAAGAAGACACAUGUCACCCACAAGAAGGGAUCCUUCCCCAAGACAGCGAAACAUCUCUCCCAGAAAGCACAUACCAGAAUCUUCAAAAAGGCAAAAUGUAUCUCCUAGAAGGAGAAGUGUAUCCCCACAUAGACGAGAUUACUCUGCAUCUCGAAGAAUAUCUACUAGAAAGAGUGUCUCCUCUCGAAGCUCUUCAUCUAGCUCCUUAAGCUCAAGGAGUCCAAGUUCCUCAAGUACCUGGUCAUCGUCUUCUGAUAGUUGGAGCUCUUCGUCAUAUAGCAGAAGUCGUUCAUAUAGCAGAACUCCUUCAGAUAGUAGAAGCCCGUCACCCAGAGUCCGAAGAUACUCAAGAGAUCGAAGCUCCUCCUCCUCAUCUCACUCAGAAAGCAGUGUCUCAUCUAAUCGAAGCACAUCCCUAGAAAAGACCCCACCUAGAAACCGGUCUCCAAGUCCCAAAAGACCAACUGCAGUUCUUCAUCAAAGUCCAACUCAAACAAGUCCUGAAUAUAGACAACGGAUCACAUCUGCACCCGAGAGGACCUCACCAGUGCAACCCCGUCAGGAGCUUCCAGACAGCACUCAGGGGUCAUACAGAUUGGCACCACCAAGUCCAACAUCACCAGAUCAGACUUUAGCACCUGCUACCAGUACAACAGACUCGCACCUGGCCUCUAAGGCAAGUAGUCAAAUAAGUCACAUCCUUGGGCAGCUAGCGAGUAACCCAGCUAUCCAGUCAGCACUCAACUCAGCAAACUUGAUGAAGAGUCAGAGAGACCCUGAAAAUUCAUCAGAGGGUUCCAUCUCAGGAUUUCUAAAAUCCAGCGAGACAUCUUUCACAUCGCCACCAAGCAGACCACUAGAGAUAAGAGAAGAGCUGGAUGACAAGGGUCUACACACUCUUGCUGAUGUCACUGAAGACAACAUUGAAUCAUCUGCUGUUGACCUGUACAACAAAAACUCCCGUGAGAGGUAUCUGAAGAAGUUACAGCACCAGGAGCGUGUGGUAGAGGAAGUCAAACUAGCCCUGAAACCAUACUACCAGAAACGAGAAGUCACCAAAGAAGACUACAAAGAAAUACUACGAAAGUCUGUCAAUCAAGUGUGCCAUAGCAAGAGUGGAGAGAUCAACCCUGUCAAGAUCAAAAGGCUCAUUGAGGGAUACAUCAAGAAAUUCCGCACCAAAAAAAAACCGGAUGAAAAGAAAGACACGGGCAGACCAGACCUUGCCUUCCGUUUGCUGACCAAGAGUUGAAGAGCACCUGUCCCAUGAGUAAUGAUUAGAUCGUUUUAUUUCAACUGAAAGUUAUCACCCUGAUGGGUCCAAUUUGAUCAAGUAGCUCCCCAUUUCUUAACCUUUAGACUAAGGAGACUUACCUGUGGCCAGUGCUUGCUUAUUAGAAGGUGCUUUAUUUUUUAGCAUCUGCUUUGCGGCCCAAUAUUGAAGAUUUCUGUUUUUGAUUUGUAACUCAUUUUUCAUAGAACAGUGAUAAAAACAUAAGAAACAGGUGGCAAUCGGGGGAGGAAAUCCCCUUUGUUAUCUGGUGUGUGAACAUGUUUUAAGUUUAGAGAAUCAAGCGUUUUAGAUGGCUUGGCUGGAUUGUCAUUAAUCCAGUCAUUUUGCUAAAAAAUACUUGUACGUUCUUGUGAUAACGUUUUCCUCUAAUGGAAGAUAAUUUGAGACAAAAUGAAAGACAACAAGUCUCGUAAAUUUAAUGUGUAUUUUAAUUGUCAUUAAAUUCAUUUGCUUAUACCAUUCUCUAGUUACAUCUGUUAGAAUAAUUAAUUUUGAACUUUAUAGUCUAGGUAUCUGUAGGCAAACACUGCCUUUUUCUUAUCCUGGAAGAAGAAUCCUCAACAUGAUUCAUGUAUUGUAUACACAAAUAGUGGUUUGUACUGUCUUACCUGUGUAAAAUGCUGUUAUUGAUGAUUGAAAGUUGUCAGAUCUUGAGAAAUGUAGUUGGUCACAUGAAUUCAGUGAUAACAUUGAUAUAUUUUGCACCUGCUAAUUAACACUGACAGUAACAGGUAAGGAAAUACAUGUAUGUCAUGUUCCCAGUGGUCUGAAAUUUCAACAAUAACCUCCAAUCAAAAUGGAGAUUUGUGUU